This is a messenger RNA of Aspergillus aculeatinus CBS 121060, 469 nucleotides long. RefSeq lists its product as uncharacterized. The record is from RefSeq and is a predicted model, not a curated record. The coding region runs from base 101 to 352 and encodes 83 amino acids. The transcript has a single exon. NCBI's taxonomy places the organism in Eukaryota, Fungi, Ascomycota, Eurotiomycetes, Eurotiales, Aspergillaceae.
CUUUGAAAUGGAGAAAAGACCACACCUCAGUGGAAAAGGAAGGCACAGGGUGAGGUCGGUCUCCACUCGCCGAAAAUCGUAAGAUCGAUCCGGUCACCACAUGGCCACGAGAUACUGUAACGACUUUGUUAUGAUACACCCAUUUGCCGAUGGGAAUGGACGCAUGCGCCGCUUGAUAUUAAACGCGAUUCUACUCGAGUAUGCUGGCAUCGUGAUUUCUCUGGGCGAGCAUAACGAAGGUCGGCGCCAGUAUCCGGAUAUUCAGCGACGGUUUGGCGAGCUUAUGGAGGGCUCAGCAGAGCUGGCAUCCCUGAUACUCGGGAAAUCGAUCCCGCGAUACCCGAACAUUUAAGCAAACGAUCACCAGGGAAGCGAGAAUCCUGGAAAGCGGACGCUUUGAGUCCUUAGUGUUGGCGAUAAAAUGGACUUGGGUAAGUCUUGUGCACUGGGACUGCCUUGAGAGCCCAAU